AUGCAUAUGACGUCGCUUUAUAUACCCUCUCUCACCAGUGCUGAGUUAGACCAGUUCUCUUCAUAUACCCUGAUUGUUGCAUGUGUGGGUGUGGGUAAUGUGGCUCAACUAGCGUGUGACCUUCUUAUUCACAACUUAGAUUGUGACUUUGUGAGUAGUUUAAAUUUCAAAUACUCCCCGUCUGUUGUCGGUAUUGGUAUUAGUCAGUUGGAUCGUAGUCAAAACUUGAUGACUUCGUCAGAGGUCUACGCUAACAAUAAACUCAGAUUAGCUGUGCUACAAAUUCGGGCUCCUCCAUUUUCUGGCUGUAAACAAAAGUAUGUCAAAGAGCUUGUAAACUUCUUGAAAACAGUCAAGUUUCAAGCUGUGGUGCUACUUUCUAGUAGUUUUGCUACUGUCCUUAAAGAUGAAGAGCUUAAUGCUUCACCCCUACGAUAUGCUGUUUCAUCAUCAUUCAGUGUUUCUGAUCGUGAACGCUUAGAAAAAUUAACUUGUUCCCCUCUGACCAUAUACAAUGACCAAUUAGACUACAAACUAUCUGUUCGGUACCAUCUGCCCGGAUGUGGGAUUGCUAGUUAUUUAUUCGAGAAAUUAGUUGAACUUCAAGAUAUACCUGUAUGCCUGUUGAAUUUCUUCACAUCUGAAGGAGAUAACAGUGGUGAUGCACUUUAUGUUGUUCGAUAUUUGGAUAAGUGGUUACAGCUUACUUCUCAGUUGACUGAUAACAAAUCUGGUUUUAACUGGUCACCUCCACCUUCGUGGGGUUUUCUAUUUGGGACUGAUCCUAUUAACACUUUAUAUUAA
This is a messenger RNA of Heterobilharzia americana, 804 nucleotides long. Lineage: Eukaryota; Metazoa; Platyhelminthes; Trematoda; Strigeidida; Schistosomatidae. The record is from the annotation of a GenBank genome assembly.